Molecule: messenger RNA, 837 nt
Organism: Populus nigra (black poplar)
Lineage: Eukaryota; Viridiplantae; Streptophyta; Magnoliopsida; Malpighiales; Salicaceae
Exons: 2
Coding region: 232-630 (132 amino acids)
Cellular component (GO): nucleolus
Source: RefSeq, a predicted model, not a curated record
AACAGAGAUGUUCUAGAGACUUCGACUUCUGUCCAGAACCUACCACUCUUUCUAAUACCCCUCUCCCACGCCAUGUGAAUUCCUCAUCCAAUCUCCAUCCCUGAAAAAUCGAAUCAUGUUCUUCUCCCCCUGUCUUGUCUAACAUUGUUGUUUGAUUUUGUAUUUCGGCAAAGAAAUAAUUAAAAAGAAAUCUAGAAUCAUAGCUGGUGGUGAAUCCUGAUCGGUGGAGUGAUGUCUGCGUACGAGAACGUGAUAGGGGGGAGGCUGAAGCUGAAGGGUAAAGCACUGGACGUGAAAGCAGGUGGCAUUAUCAAGAAGAAGAAGAAUCUCCGUUACAAGAAGCAUCAUUAUCAAGAUCAAUCUGCAGCAGAUGGAAAUACAGCAUUAGCAACAGAUCAUGCUGGGGAUAUGAACGAGACAGACAAAUGUGAUGAACAAGGGCAGACUGCAAAGUAUGAUGAUCAUCUUACACCAGCUGAGAAGCGAUAUCUCCAGCAGUGGGAGAGAAUCGAUACCCAAAGGAUGGUUAAGAUGGCCAGCAAAUCUCACCGUGAUCGGAUUCAGGAGUUCAAUCAAUAUCUGGCUAACCUAAGCGAGCAUUAUGACAUUCCUAAGGUGGGGCCUGGUUAGUUUGUUUCUCCAAUUUGUCAGUCAGUUUUAUACACUAGUUCAAAGGAUUGAGAACAAUGAGUUUUAAACGUUUAAAGCCAUGCAUAUUGAUUGAAAGCAUGACAUGUCUAGAUUUGUAUGUUUUAAGUUCAUUGACAGUUUGGUCUCUGUGUAUUUAAAUUAUGAAUUCUGCAACUAAGUUUAAUGGACAGAUUUGAUGUCUUACCA